GACCCGCGCGAGUAAUUUAACAUGGCGGAAAUUGCCGCCGUAGAGGUUACGAGCCCGCGGGGAUGUGCGGAUGGGGAGGACGCAGAGCUCGAAGAGGAGGGGAUGGCAGAAAUGCCGAGAGAUGAUCAGGAGCAAUUUGAGUGCCAGGAACUGCUCGAGUGGCAAGUGCAGGUGGGGGGCCCCGAGGAAGAAGAGGACCCGGGCCCGGUGGCCGAGGCCGAGGCGGUAGCUGCCGGCUGGAUGCUCGAUUUCCUCUGCCUGUCUCUUUGCCGGGCCUUCCGCGACGGCCGCUCCGAGGACUUCCACCGGACCCGCGACAGUGCCGAGGCUAUUAUCCAUGGAAUGUCCAGUCUAACAGCUUAUCAAUUGAGAACUAUAUACAUAUGUCAGUUUUUGACAAGAAUUGCAGCAGGAAAAUCUCUCGAUGCACAGUUUGAAACUGAUGAACGAAUUACACCCUUGGAAUCAGCUCUGACAAUUUGGGCUUCCAUUGAAAAAGAACAUGACAAACUUCAUGAAGAGAUACAGAAUUUAAUUAAAAUUCAGGCUAUAGCUGUUUGUAUGGAAAAUGGCAAUUUUAAAGAAGCGGAAGAAGUCUUUGAAAGAAUAUUUGAUGACCCGAAUUCUUAUGAGGUAGUUGUUUAUAUUAGAAUCAGAAUUUUAGAACUGCUUAUAUGGAGUGAGGCAGCAGCAAAAGUAGUGGAAAGUAAAAGGGCAAGAACAACUCAAGAUAAACCUAUUGAAAUGGAAAUCGAAGCUAAUUUGGAUAUAGGAAAAAGUGUUAGUGACAAACGGUCUGCAACUGAAUUCUCAGGGGGUACAGUAUCCUUAUCGAGGUCUCACAAGAAGCUCUUUGUAUCUAAGUCAAAACACGGAUGCCAACAACAGGAUUUUAAUAGGCAAGAAGAAAGAAUGGAAACUCUUCAAAGUGAGUACUCUUACUACAAUUUUAGAAGUGGAGAAUUGAUUUGUCCCUGAAAGUGAUCCAGCCCUUGACCUCCCCACUACAACACCCAGACACACUUCAGAAAACUAAAGCACAAUGGAUUAAAUGCUGUACCUUCAUAGAGUUAGAAAGUUAGUGCUUAAUUUAGAAAGCUAUUCUGAUUGCCUAGCUUAGAGUACUUUUGCUAUGAUGGUACACUGAUUUUCUACCUUAACUUUAUUCAGCAACUUGAAAUAGUUACUUAAUCUGAAACAUACAGUUGUUACCACAAUAGUUAUGUUCUAUAAAGUCGCUGUGGUUGGUGACUACUAAACCAUUACUGGGGAAUUACAGGGUUAGAUUCCUUUGAGAAUCUUGUCACCACAGUUUUGUCAACUGAUAAAUACAUAACCUUGUUCAGUGUGUUUAUGUGUUUCUGUUUAAAGAUACUAAUAUAUAAUGUUGAUUCAUUAACCUUGACCUGUGGCCAAGUAGCACUGUAAGUCAUGCCUGGAUGAAGCUUUCUAACACAGAUUUUUUCUGUUGGGAACAUCCUAGUCUUGCACUUAGGAACACUAGACAACACUUCCACAAUACAUCUGGGGCCAUUUUAAACAGCUAAAUUACCCCAAAAUACAAAAUGUUGCAUUAAAUAGACUCUAAAAAAGACAUUUAUGACAGAGCUAAAACACAAAGGCAGAGCAUCACCUUGCUUAACCUUAGCUGUGAACACACACAUCAGGUGAGAUGAAUUUUUUUUGCUCUGUGCGUGUCCACCAGUGACCAUAAAAGCACUCUGUAUUGAUUUUUGAGUUACAAAUUACUAGCAGGGAAGUAAAUUCACAAAUACAGAAUCCAUGAAUAAUGAGGAUUGACUGUGGAAUCUAGCUACCUUCCUUAUUACAUUUAGAAUUUAUUCUUAUAAAAGGCAUCACUGGAUUUAAAAAACAAGCAACAAUAACCAAAAAAAAAUC
Leptonychotes weddellii (Weddell seal) is the source of this 1899-nucleotide messenger RNA. The record is from RefSeq and is a predicted model, not a curated record. NCBI's taxonomy places the organism in Eukaryota, Metazoa, Chordata, Mammalia, Carnivora, Phocidae.